AUGUGUGCAGAUUUGUCCUGUGUUGUGGAGCUGCGCCAGAUUGUGCGCCAGACGUGUCAGGCGCGGUUGUGUCGUGCACGUCUGGCGGCGCUGGUGUGGCACUCCGCAGUCUGCGCGCUGCUGGUGGCGGCGCAGUGGCGUGUCGGCGCAGGAAGUCCGGUGCGCGCCCCGCUCAGUCUGGACGCGCAGUGUCCGUCUCUGGCCAGGAGCCUCCUCCACAACAUCAGACAACUCCUGAUCAACGACUCGUCCACUUUUCACGAGACCAUUUGCUCCAAUGAGACUUUGGAAUUGAAGAAUAACACAGAAACGGUGUUGGUCUGCACACCCCACCUGACACAGGAUGCAGCGUGCAUGAGGCAGAGAAACACGCUCUUCAGCGAGAGUGACUGUGUGGGCAGCAUCAUGAAGGACCUGGCACACUACGCCGGCGCCCUGCAGUCCUACCUCAACGACAUGUUUCAUCGGAGCAGGAAGGACUUGUUUCAGUCAACACUGGACAAUAUCCAGAGCCUGCAGAAGCCGAGGUGGUCCCAGAACUGGACAAACCAGUCCUAUGACAACAGGCAGAAGAUGUGUAAGCUGAUGAGGGGCUUCCAUAUCCGGGCCAUCACCAUCAACAGGGCCAUGAGCUACAUCUCCUCAGGCGACCACAGACAGUAG
Lampris incognitus (smalleye Pacific opah) is the source of this 663-nucleotide messenger RNA. RefSeq names its product interleukin 12a (gene il12a). Gene Ontology annotation, molecular function: growth factor activity; interleukin-12 receptor binding. The record is from RefSeq and is a predicted model, not a curated record. The transcript is spliced from 6 exons. The coding region runs from base 1 to 663 and encodes 220 amino acids. Gene Ontology annotation, biological process: immune response. NCBI's taxonomy places the organism in Eukaryota, Metazoa, Chordata, Actinopteri, Lampriformes, Lampridae. Gene Ontology annotation, cellular component: extracellular region.